Molecule: messenger RNA, 3715 nt
Organism: Oncorhynchus masou masou (cherry salmon)
Lineage: Eukaryota; Metazoa; Chordata; Actinopteri; Salmoniformes; Salmonidae
Gene: fbxw10
Product: F-box and WD repeat domain containing 10
Exons: 16
Coding region: 1-3471 (1156 amino acids)
Molecular function (GO): protein binding
Source: RefSeq, a predicted model, not a curated record
AUGAAACGCUUUGGAACAAAAGAACAGUGUGGAUAUAGAGUCGACACAAUAGACAGGCUUUGUUGCAAGAAGGAAGAUGCAGAUUUCAACAUCUGUGGAAAUUGCCAAUCUUGCAUCUUCACUUCCAAGCUCCACGAUUCGACCCAGUGGAUGUCGCGCGCAGGGGACUCGUCCAAAAGGAGAUUCCUUACUGGCAUUCUCGUGCGGUGCCAAAGUGUCGAGAUUCUCGAAACCAUCCAAAGAGCACUGCAAGUGACAUUUGGGAAAGAUUUCACCUAUACCAGGUCACGACAGAAGUCAAAUGUUUCAGAAGAUAUGACCACUUGGAGCCAGGACCGAGCGCUUGACACCAAACUUCUUGGGAUAGAGAUGGUUGACACUUGGGACUGGUUCAGUCGCAGCCACCACUGGACAAAAUCCAACUAUCUUUUAGGAAUUCUUUCCCUAUGCGAUACAGGGCUUCUUCACAUGCUUGGAAACUUGACAAGUGUGCUUAUAGUUAGAGCAAAACGGGCCUUCCUCCAACUUAACGUGCUGGAGGAUGAGGAUCAUGAGGAUGACACCUCGUCUAUCCCAGAAUCCACCUACUCUUUCAACUCGCAGGAGGGUCAUCCAGACCUAGACCUCCUCAUCUGGGCCAGCUCCUUCUAUGACCCUGUCAACAUGCAUCAUGAAACUGACAUCAACACCAUCAAUGGAGGCCAGGAGACAUGCCAUGAUCCAGAACUCUCCAAUAGCUGCCAACCCCAUGUCGCUCCAUGGGUGGUGGUGGGUGCCAGCCCUACCUCUGAAGGCCUGCAGGGCUUUGGCAGUGUGUGUAUGGGGGUGGUGAAGGAGGAUAGUGACACAGACUCCACUUGUUCAGACGACCCUGCUCUGAUGGUGGUCCCUCGGUCCUCCACCUCUCUGUCUGGUGUCCGCCGAUACAGAGACUUCAUCCGGGGUCUCCCUGUUCAUCUUGCCAAGAGGAUUUUAGGUCUUCUAGACAAGACCUCUCUGUACAGCUGCAGGGAUGUCUCCCAACACUGGCGCUACCUGACGGAAGACACUCAGGAGGACCUUAAUGCCAAGAAGAUGGUGGAGAAACAAGCUACGUUGAUGCAGAGCAACACUACAGGUGUCAGCCCUACAUAUGCCAAAGUCCGCAAGGUCCUAGUGCCCAUCAGGGAGGAUGAGAAGCACAUGCACCACGUAGAAAUCUCCUCCAAAAUCAGACAGGAGAGGGGCUUUGAGGCCAUCUAUGCUGGCGUUAGAACCCGAGCCAUACAGAUGGAAGAGAGGAAUGUCUACUGUGGAGUGUACAACGUUCUGGUGCUGCUGGACAGGGAAGACCCCUCCAGGGUGGUGCACUACAGUGGAGGUCAGCUGGUGGCCGUGGGUUCCAAGGACCGCGUGGUGCGUCUGCUAGACGUGCUGACACUGAAGGAGGUGUCCCCAGUGAUCCAGGGCCACGCCGGCUCCAUCAGGGCCCUGCUGCUCUAUGAGGAGAGAGGACUGGUCAUUAGCGCCAGCUACGACCUCAGCAUCAGGUGUUGGAAUCUGAAAACAGGCGUAUGCCUUAUGCUCUUCCGUGGCCACUUGGGUACCAUCAACUGCCUGGACCUGCAUGGGAAUUGUCUAGUCUCAGGGGCCAAUGAUUGCAAAGUCAAAGUGUGGAACCUGCAGACAGGGCAUUGCUAUGAGAAGCUGAAGUUUAGGCACCACAACCCCAUCCUGUGUGUGAAGAUAGACAAGGCUCUAGUGAUGAGCAGCUGUGACAAAGGGCUGGUCAAAAUGUGGGGUAUGGAGACCGCCUCACUCCUCAAGGUAAUCGAUGCCCACCAGAGCUCUGUAAAGUGUCUGUUCUUCGACCAGUGGCACAUCCUGUCAGGUGGUUCUGAUGGACAGGUCAUGGCCUGGAGCACCAACUGUGACAUAAAGAAGAACCUGAUGACCUAUCGCCAUCCAAAGGAGGUCCUGGCGCUGAUCUACCUCUUUCUGCGUGUCAUUACCGGCUGUGGGGACGGGAAGAUCCGCAUCUUCAACUUCCUGACAGGGGACUGCCUGAGAGUCAUCAAGGCAGGGGGUCAACACAGCCCUAUCCAGUCCCUGCACACACACAGCAACAAUAUGGUGGUGAACACAGGGACCAGUGUUCUGAUCUACCAGUUCACCAGGGUGCGCUGGGACUACUCCGUGCUGGCCGAGAGGGAGUUCUUUAACGAGUUCAGGGGUACUCUUAAAAGCAUGCUCAAUAAAGACAAGUACCCCUACUCCUACGUGCGGGCUGAGCGCAUGACACAGGUGGGCUCGUCCAAUCGUAAGAUCUACGGCCGUGAGGGCAAGAAGCCGGAGAGGCCUGCGCUCUCCCACCACGCACGCUCUCUGUCAGCCCCCAGCAUGCGCCGAGCACAGGCUGCGCAGCAGGAGUCUAUGAGGCCGGCCACGUGGUGUGAGCUUCAGGGCCACCGUAGGAGCCGGGCCUACAUUGACCUGCAGCCAGAGUUCAUCACCAAGCCCCCCUCGGCCAUCUCUCCUGGAAGACCAGUCAGCGGACACAGCCAGGGCUCCCAAAGCAGGGCCAGUCACACGCCCAGGAGUGAAACCACUGGCUCAGCCAGGGAGCUGUCUGUAACGACUAAGUGGGUGCUGACGCGCAGCGAGAAAGCAGUGAAAGACCGAGUGAAGAAGAGGGGACCCCAUCGACCCGUCACCCCUCAGCAUGUCCUCCUCAAGGUCAACUCCACCCACCAGCCGCAGGGAAGCGACCAAGCCGGGGCCAACAUGAACCUCAACGCCCAGGUACGAGACGCCUGGGGCUCCCCUCCACCUCUACCUGUCCAGGGGAUUGAUCCAGAGCCCCACACCUCACCAUUCCCACCUACAACCCCAAAACAGAGCCCCCAGAGUCAGUCACAGAAGGCCCCAGCAGGACCCAUCCACCAGGUCUUGCAACAUGGCAUGACCAAGACUUACGUCCCCCUUAUGACCCGCACUCUGGAUCUCAACCUGAGGCAAUCCCUCAACAGCCGUGAAGUCUGUUCCAGCAGUCCCUCCCCAGCUGUGAUGCGGCCCCAGACCUCCUGUGGUAUUGCGAGUCUGGCGGUGCGUAAGGUGGGGGCAUUCACUACCACUGCCCAGUCGAAUGUCCAGGCCCCGCAGCGCAUGUUCAUGAAGGUGAGCAGCAAGCGGCCAGGACGCCACGUGAACUUUGAGAUGCCCAAUAAGCCCAUUAGCCAGUACAACCCUCUAGACCCAUUCAGGGAGCGUGGGGCCUUCAGGCUCCACACAGACACCCAGCUGGAGGAGUACUUCAGGGUCCAGAACCACCAACUGAAUCAGCAGGGGGAGGGAUGCUAUAGGACCAGGGAGGACCAGGACAGACAGAGGAAGGGGGUCUGGAAGAGGAAGGUCAAAGGUGUCCCUGCCUUAGACUUCCCCAAGCAGGACCAGGUGUAUGCCCCCGAGCUGGGCCAUGAGAUCUACAUCUGAGAUUGUCUGAGAAGCAGCUGGACAGGUGUUUGGCUGGCUAAACCCAAUACACACAUGGAGCUUUUUGAACUGUGUGACCAUGCCAGGGCAAGAAUAGAGCCCAGGGCUUUUGCAUGUAUGAUUCUCCCCCUCUUGGUUUGCUGAUCCUGGACCUUCUAUGCAAGAGUUAUUUUUAAAGAGACUAUAUGCACCACUAUUUGUGUAUCAUGUAAAUAUAUAGAUGCAUUUCUGCACUCCCACCAAU